Messenger RNA from Dicrocoelium dendriticum, 874 nucleotides. NCBI's taxonomy places the organism in Eukaryota, Metazoa, Platyhelminthes, Trematoda, Plagiorchiida, Dicrocoeliidae. The record is from the annotation of a GenBank genome assembly.
CCGGGCCUUCUUAGACCGAUGGGUCUCGCACUACGGAUGCCCAUCCACCAUCACAACUGACCGCGGAACGCCUUUCGAAUCUUCACAAUUCGAUACGUUCUGCAACUUUUUAGGCUGUCGCCGCAUCCAUACCACAGCGUAUCACCCAGCAGCCAACGGGUUAGUUGAACGUUUUCAUAGACAGCUUAAAGCCUCGCUCUGCGCCGCCUCCGACCCUAGCUGGAGCGAAAACAUUUCGCUCGUACUCCUAGGCAUUCGCAGCAGCAUCAAAGCUGACUUUCAAUGUGCACCCACAGAGCUGGUUUACGGAACGACGCUCAAGUUACCAGGAGAAUUCGUUUCACCUCCCGCAUCGUCCGGUAUGCCUCCGUCUAACUUUGCGUCCUCCCUAGCUCAGCGCAUGCGUUCACUACGCCCGACCCCGCCCCGUGAACAGACUAGAGAUGUGCAAAUGCACAGCGGACUCUCUACCUGCACUCACGUCUUCCUCCGCACCGACGCAGUGCGGCGCCCUCUCCAGCCUCCCUACACCGGCCCUUUCAGAGUUCUGCAACGGACUCCGAAACAUUUUACUAUAGACCAGAAUGGUCACCGAACAACGGUGUCCAUCGAUCGCCUCAAAGUGGCUUUCUUUGACGAGCCACUUGCAGCUCAUCCUGAUGCUCUCUCACAAGCACCCGCACCUGUGGUGACUUCGCGAGCACUGGAUAACCCGGAACCCUCCGUACCCCUUGACCCGCAACCUAUCCCGCCGCAACCCCAGGCAACCGACCGACGCGGUAGACAGGUCAAACGUCCGGUCCGUUUUUCUGAUUUUGUAAGCGUUUGCUAUUUCCAUUAACACGCCUUUUUCGUAUUUAAUGGUUAUCCUGCG